GAGAGAGAGAGAUCCUCCCUGGCACACACACACACACACGUCCGUCAGUGUGGCAGUGUGAUUUUGACUGACGGGUGGAUUGUCAAUCGUGGAGGAACCUGAGGACGCGCUCCAUGAUUUUUUUUAAUCAUUUUUCCUCCUUCACACCUUUCUCUCGCUUGUCUUUCGUGCCAACGAUGGUUUUCUAGUUUCCCCGCUGCUUUUAUCCACCGGAGCAUCGGAUUUUUUCCCUCCCUUCAUUUCUCGUCUCCUUGUUUGGCCGAACCGGGGCUGACUCCAGCCAACCUGGGCCGGGCCGCGGGGCUGUUCAGCGAGCCUCAUAGCUGAAGUUGGCACCCGAGAUGAGCGCCUCGAGACCCGGGAUUGGGCUCCUCUUUGCACCGCGGAGAGGCUCUGGGUCGUGGUGGUGCCUGUGGUGGUGCUGGCUUGCGGCAGUCGGGGUGACAGUGGGCUCGGGAGACCCGUGGAUGUCCACGGAGGCAUGUCCUUCGACAUGCUCGUGCAGCAGCACCAGGAUCUCGUGCGUGGACCCGGAGCAGGGCAUCAACGCCUUCCCGGCGCUUCAGAGCGAGACAGAGAUGGAGAACAUCACCGACAUCUACAUCGCUAACCAGAGCAGCUUCUCCUCCAUCAACGACAAAGACCUGCACUACUACAAGAAUCUCAGGAACCUAACGGUGAUCAACAGCAGGCUUACGUAUGUAUCCAAGCUGGCCUUUCAAAACAACAUCAAGUUACAAUAUCUGAAUCUGAAAGACAACAACCUGUCGUCACUGUCCUGGAGACUAUUCAAGCACCUCAACAUCUCUUAUCUGAUCCUGACAGGGAACCCUCUGCACUGUUCCUGUGAGAACAUGUGGAUCAAACUAUGGUUAGGGGACGAAGUAGACUCUCAGGAUCUACGCUGCAUUGAGGACGGAGGGGUACGCAAGCUGAUGUCCAGACUGAUACUGCCGAACUGUGAGGUACCCAUGGCAACACUGAACCCACCCAGAGUGGAGGUAAUGGAGAAAGAGAACGUGCAGCUGACCUGUAUAACCUCUGGCGUGCCCUCACCUGAGCUGAUAUGGGACAUGUCGCUGGUCACCAACUAUGUGAUUGAGACAUCGGGCCAGAAUUCGGUAAUGCGACUUUCCAACCUGUCGUGGAUGGACCACAACAGCAAGAUCAGCUGCACGGCUGAGAACGUUGUCGGAGAGAGGGAAUCAUCUCUGUUGCUUGAUAUACUUUUUCCUCCGAGAAUUACAAAGCUAAGUGAUGCAAUCCCAGACCAUCACUGGUGCAUCCCUUUCAGUGUGGCAGGGAACCCAAAGCCAGAGUUAAAAUGGUUCCGGAACGGUGUGUCUGUGACGGAGGGUCGCUACAUCUUGACCAGGAUCCACGACACGACAGAGAGGGAGUAUCAUGGCUGCCUGCAGCUGGACAGUCCCACACACAUCAACAAUGGGAAGUACAGACUGGUCGCAAAAAAUAAAUACGGGUCUGACGAGAAGGAGGUGGAAGCUCACUUCAUGCACGAGCCCUGGGAAGGAGUAGGAACUGAGCCGUCCUAUUACGAUCUAAUCACAGAUGGUCCUCCAGUCAACCCACCCGAGGACAGAGUUGCUGUGUACGUGGUGGUGGGCAUCGCGGCUGUCGCCUUCACCGGUUUCCUGCUGAUGCUGGUGAUUCUCAAGUUUGGAGGGAACUCCAAAUUUGGCAUCAAAGGACCGUCCUCAGUGAUCAGCAACGACGAUGACUCGGCCUCUCCUCUUCACCAUGUCUCCAACGGCAGCAACACUCCCUCGUCUUCAGAGAUGGGCCCCGAUGCCGUCAUCAUCGGCAUGACUAAGAUCCCCGUGAUAGAAAACCCUCAGUACUUCAGGAGCACAAACAGCCUGCUCAAGACCGACACAUUCGUCCAGCAUAUUAAGAGACACAACAUUGUGUUGAAGAGAGAGCUUGGAGAGGGAGCCUUUGGAAAAGUCUUUCUGGCCGAAUGUUACAACCUCUCCCCUGACCAGGAGAAGAUACUGGUGGCUGUCAAGACGCUAAAAGAGGCCAGCGAAAAUGCCAGGAAGGAUUUCCACCGUGAGGCUGAACUACUGACCAACCUUCAACACGAACACAUUGUCACA
Messenger RNA from Solea senegalensis (Senegalese sole), 2117 nucleotides. RefSeq names its product neurotrophic tyrosine kinase, receptor, type 2a (gene ntrk2a). Gene Ontology annotation, molecular function: protein binding; transmembrane receptor protein tyrosine kinase activity; ATP binding. The annotation marks the transcript as partial. The record is from RefSeq and is a predicted model, not a curated record. Gene Ontology annotation, cellular component: plasma membrane. NCBI's taxonomy places the organism in Eukaryota, Metazoa, Chordata, Actinopteri, Pleuronectiformes, Soleidae. Gene Ontology annotation, biological process: protein phosphorylation; cell surface receptor protein tyrosine kinase signaling pathway. The transcript is spliced from 16 exons.